AGUAUGGCGAGGUCAACGGGACCGUCGGCGACCGAGACCCCUUCCUGACAUCUCCCGGUGCCAGCGACUUGCCGGGUCCCGUUUCCGUGGUCUCCAACGGCAGCCAGCCCGGCAGAGAGCUUAGCCUUGCUCUCAAGCAGACAGUGAAAGGUGGGAUGUUCGUUAAAGCUGGCCUAAAGACCAAGACCUUCACCCUGAAGAACAGCCUGGACAGGAAGAACGAGCAAUGCAACGAGAGCGCAGGCCGAGAGGGUCACCCUUGGGACAAAGCCAAGAUGCACCCCAACGUCCCCAACGGCAUCCUGCCCGACGGCUCUGAGUACAUCACCAACGGCUGCGCCAGCAAAGGGGCCGACAACGACGGCAGCGGCUCAGAGAGCGGCUACACCACGCCCAAGAAGCGGAAAGGACGGCGCAACAGCGUCAAGGGCUGCGAGAACUUGAGUCUGGGGCAGGAGAACAUCGUGCCGGGCAGCCCGGUCCCGGCCUUGAAGCUGGAGCCGGAGCCUUUCAGGGCCGACAGCGGCGGGGGGGACCCGAAGGCCGGCCCUCCUCGGCUGGACGGCCUGAAGCCCGCGUGGAAGUGUGAGCAGCCCCCGGGGGGCCUGGGGGUGGGCCGCGGGAAGCCAGUCGGCGUUGGGGACAUGCUUCGGAAGGCCGCGGAGGCCAAAGUCGGACCGGCCGGCAAAAAGUUUGAGGAGCGUGCCAAGGGGAAGCACGUCUCGUCCUCGAAGGAAGAUUCCUGGACCCUGUUUAAGCCGCCCCCGGUUUUCCCCGUGGACAACAGCAGCGCCAAGAUCGUUCCCAAGAUCAGUUACGCAAGCAAAGUGAAAGAGAACCUCAACAAGGCGGCUCCUUCCCUCUCCUCCUCCUCCUCUUCCUCCUCCUCCUCCUCCUCCUUGUGUUCCUCUUCCGCAGGGGAGGUCCCGGCCCAGCCCUCCACCCGCCUCCCCCAGGUCCCCAUGUCCGCCAUGAAGUCCGUUACAUCGGCCAGCUUCUCCAACGGGCCCCUCUUGGCAGGGGCUGACCGCGGGGGCUGUCCGGCCGGGGUCCAGGCCCUGCUGGUGCCGGCUGCAAGUACUGUCCUUUCGGCCUCUUCCAAGCUGGCCUGCCAGGACGCCGGUCCCUCCAUGGUCGCCAACGAGCAGCCCAAGUCGAGUCUGUUCAUCUACCCCUCCAAUAUGCACGGCCUGUUCAGCGUGGCCGAGUCUCCGUUCCUGGCCACGCAGCAAAACUUGGGCGAUAUCUUCCAGAACCAGUGGGGGUUAUCGUUUAUAAACGAGCCCAGCACGGGCCCGGAGACUUCUUCGGCCAGGAAGCCGACGGACACCAAGGGGGCCGAGGUGACCUUCCAGGGCUCCUGCCCCGCCACGUUGGUUCCUCGCGGGGCCGAGACGCCUCCCGCCGGACCCGAACCGCCGGCCUUCCCCAAGGCCUACGAGCUGGCCAAACGGACUAGUCCCCAGCUGUUGGGCGGCCUCUUAAAGCUGGGGGCCGCUGGGGAGGAGAGCCAGCUGCUGUUGGAGCCCCAGCUGCCGGGGGGCCUGCCCCAGGCUGAGCUGGGGGGGGCGGGGGCCUUUGUGUUCCUCGCCAAGGACUACCACGUAGAAAGUUGCUUGCCUUCGCCUACGAACACUUUGUUAGCCUCCACCAAAGAGCCGAGCCCCCCCAGCGGUUUGGAAAGAAAAGCCAGCUGGGGGGAGUUUGACCUGCGGGCAGCUGUUCUAUAUCACAUCCAAGAAAUGGAAUCUAUUUGUAAUUUGCAAAAGCGAGAGUGUGGCGGGGAAGCGGUUUAA
Protobothrops mucrosquamatus (brown spotted pit viper) is the source of this 1796-nucleotide messenger RNA. RefSeq names its product nuclear fragile X mental retardation-interacting protein 2-like. NCBI's taxonomy places the organism in Eukaryota, Metazoa, Chordata, Lepidosauria, Squamata, Viperidae. The annotation marks the transcript as partial. Gene Ontology annotation, molecular function: RNA binding. The transcript is spliced from 3 exons. The record is from RefSeq and is a predicted model, not a curated record. Gene Ontology annotation, cellular component: cytoplasmic stress granule; nucleoplasm.